This is a messenger RNA of Leptinotarsa decemlineata (Colorado potato beetle), 4246 nucleotides long. RefSeq lists its product as uncharacterized. The record is from RefSeq and is a predicted model, not a curated record. Lineage: Eukaryota; Metazoa; Arthropoda; Insecta; Coleoptera; Chrysomelidae. Gene Ontology annotation, cellular component: plasma membrane. Gene Ontology annotation, molecular function: protein binding.
AGUACCUACUAAGAAGUUGUGUAAUAUAACGAACGAAGCCGAGCGGCCACACCCUUCAAACCGCAUUAUGGACUCGUCCGGCCGCGCUCUUUCCCCACUCCAUAAACUCUGCGACCGAACAGCUGGAACAGAAAUUCUGUCUGUGGAGUGUCGAACGGUCACCGGAUUCUAAAUACAAAGCUUACUCGGCAAAUGUAUGUAAAACUGUGAAGUGAACAAUCCUUGUGCAUAGUGAAGAUGAACAUUUUCGUGUAUUAGCCAUCGAAUCGUCCUUGAAAUUGUUUGGGAUAUAUUUAUUCAGUGUCACUGGCACACGUGGUACCAACUUGAUCAAUAAAAUACGUAUUUAUUGACAGGAAUAUAAGGAUUACAGUGUUUUUGUUUCACUCACAAUGGCUGGUAAUUGAACGACCUUCCGCUUCCAAGACAAUGCCUGGUCCAGAACAUGGAAAAUCGCCGGUCGAAAUUAGCCGGUAAUAUAAGAUGGGCGUUGUUGAUCACGUUAUUUGUGGGGAUCUCGGCAACGCACACCCGCCACGGAAAUGGCUUCCUGAAUCAACGGUCUCCGCCGGUCCAUCCAAGAAACUGCCUCGUCUCCAACUACAGCGUUCUACAAUGUCGAAAUCUGAACACGGAAAAUGUUUCGAUUCCCGAGGGUAUCAGCCGACUCGACUUGGAACAUGUUUCAGGUCGACCUUUGGACGUCAAAAACGUCCGCCAAAUACGGUGGUUGUACAGCGAUUUGACUAGCAUCAAUGAGAUGAUACGCAAUCCUCAGUCGCUGCAGAAACUAGAUUUUUCUUACAACAACAUCAGCUAUCUGCGGAACUAUCAGUUCCGCGAGUUAACAGAUCUGAUCGGUCUCAACCUAUCUCACAACGCAAUCAACGAUCUUCCCAGGGAUGUCUUCGAAUACCCCGACAACAUACUCAGGCUCUGCCUGUCCUACAACCUCCUCAAAGCAAUACCCUUUCAAGUCUUCGCGCCGAUGGUCGGCAUGCAAGAGUUGGACUUGUCGCACAACCAACUAGUUACAUUUCUUGAUCACUUUUUCAAACUGAACCGGAACAUCGAAGUGUUACUACUCAAUAACAAUAACAUCACGAAAAUCACGUCUAACGCUUUUGCUGAUUUGGUUGAAUUGAAAAGGCUAGACUUAUCUCACAACUCGCUACAGGCCAUCUCGAUGGGGUUGUUUGAUUCGUUAAGCAAUUUGGAGUACUUAAAUCUAGCUCACAAUCCCCUGGUGAACAUGCCUAGUGGAACAUUCAGGGGGCUGGGCAAACUGAAGAUACUCGAUCUGAGCAGCAAUAAGUUAUCGCAGUUGUCUUUCGGUUUGUUGCACUUCAGCCCGCUGUUAAUCUCCCUCUCUUUAGACGACACUCAGAUAGAGGUGAUCCACGAUACCGAACUGCUAGGGGUGCCUAAACUGGAAUUCCUCAGCCUGAGGAGGAACAAGAAGCUUAAAGAGAUAGAGACUUACGUGCUCGCAGAUACGCCUGCUCUCCGAGAGCUGGAUAUCAGCGGCAACGACUUGACGUUCCUACCGCUAUCGAUUGCGAAUCUUUCCUCUCUCAAUAAGCUGAAUAUCAGCGACAAUCCUUGGGCGUGCGACUGUCGAAUGUACUGGUUUGCUUCUUGGGCCACCGCCAAGAAAAAGUCAAAUAUGACCAUGUCUGACUUGAGUUGUGGGCCUUACGCCUACCCCAACGAUAUGCUGCCGACUUUACAACAUCUAAACUGCACCAGCCCCCGGAUAGUUUACAAAACUCCUACGAAGCUCUACCGUCUGAAGACGGACGCCUUACUGGAAUGCAAAUACGCGGCGAACCCACCCCCUUCUAUCACUUGGGUAACGCCGAAGAGGGAGGUCUACCACUGGAACCCGGACCCCAGCGUCGCAGAUGCGUUCAAGAAACAUCCGCACGCCCACGAUCAAAUGAUCACCCCUUUAAGGAUCAUCCCGCCGAGGAUACAGGUGCUCGAUAACGGCACCCUUUGGGUCAGAAACGUUACGAGACAAGAUUGCGGAAGGUACUUCUGUUACGCCAGCAAUCCUAUAGCUAAUUACACGGAUGACGUGUUGCUACACAUCGAUCCAGCAGAUUGGAAUCAUGUCAGGAUAAUAAGCUUGAUUGUUGGAACUCAAAGCGCCGCGGGAUUCCUUGGACUUACUCUGCUUAUCCAACUACUGAGAUAUUUGAUGAACAAGUUCGGUUUGCUAAACAACUUUUGCAGUUUUUGUAAGCGGGAUCGUGUUUCGCCAAGGGCGCGCCAAAUUUACGCCAUGUUGGAUAACGUCGAACAGUACAAGAGUCAACAAUUAGAGAGACUGAGAGAAAAUUAUACCCAACAGGUUCACAGAAUAAAAGACAAUUGCGCCCAGCAAAUGGAUUGGAUUCAGAAUAGCUAUCAGUCCCAAGCAAAACACCUUAAAGACUUCAGGGAUAUCGGUACGGCUCACCUCAGUACUUUGCGCGGCCAGUACUGCGAUCAGGUGAAAAAAGUACGAGACUACUCUACCACACAGCUCAACUGGGUGCGAGAGAACUAUGUCUUUCAACGCAACAAGAUCCGCAAGUUCAGCGCCCAUAAAGUCCUGCAACUGCGUGAAACCUACAAGUACCAGCAGCAAACACUGAACAAGGUCCUGGAAAACCUUCCCAGUCUCUAUUUUGAAAACUGCCGCGCCGGUACCUGCGGACGUGCUGAAUCCUUAGUGUUCGAUCCCCAGGACGUCGAGAGCGUGGACUGCUACAUCAAAGCCAAAAUGGAAAAGUUAUCAAACUUCUACUGCAGCGCUACGGACGUCACCCAGAGCAGGUUAUCAUUGUACUACACACCAUCGGAAAGAUCCGCAGCUGAAAACUUGCCAACGGAUCCUCUGGAAGGGAUCUACAUCAACUACAUCGAAGAGCCCCCUAGAGGUAUACUCCUCAUGGAGGAACCAUCGACUUCGAGACAGGCGAUGAUGGCCGAAAGCCUGAAACCUGUGCCGAGCACCGAGGAACUACUUCGCAAUGAACUGUGCAAAGUUGAAGUUGUGCCCAGUACCAGCUUCCAAUUCGAUGGGGCUCGACCAAAGGAAGAAGUGCAACAUGAAACCUCACUGUAAAAUCUUCAUUCGAUUAAAUAAGACUGCUGUGAUAUAAGUGAAAAUAGAUGCCACGGUGUAGGAACUGCCUCACUAGUGCCAACGUAGUAGCUGCAAAGCUGAUUUUUUGCAUUAAACGAAUUUUGCCAAAUACAGUUGAUUUCUGUAGUGCAACAGUGUUUUUUCUUUAGGGAAGAAACGGUGUUCCAGUUGUAAUUAAGUAGACUUAUUAAAGAAUUGGAUGAACUAGUCAUUUUGUGCUAAGACUGAACUGGAUUGUCCUCACAAGAUGUUUGAAAAUUGUGAUGGUCUCAUUAUGAACACUGAGAAUGAAAAACAAGCUCGAAUAAUCUCUGUUAUGAAGUACGACCCUAUCGUCACUGUUUUCCAACAUCUUGUUACAUAUACUCCUCACAUCCUACAAAAACUGUGAUUUUAUUCAAUAGGCUACCUUCGAAUGACCACAAAUACAACGACCGUUUCUAUACUCAUCUUCAGUAAUUUGUCAAAAUCAAAUCGGUACAAUCUGCAAGAUAUAAUUUUCCUUGCACCAGACGUUCCAAGGUAGCCAACACAACAGACAUCCUUUCACAUUCUGCUGGGAAAAAACAUCCGCAGAACAUGUUAUGCUUCCCAAAAAAGUUAGGCCCUUCAAAUUUAAAUAUUUAAUAUUUAGGCAAAUUUUCUCUAUUAUAAUAGAAAUAGAUUGUGAAUUUUAACGAUGUAUAUUCAUCUGUCAAGUCUCGGGGCGAAUUUGGUGUUAUUAUUUGCUCACAUAUUCUCGUAGCCUGUAUAGUGUGAUGAUUUGUACAGCAUGUAGUGUGGAAUACAAAAAUAAUACUUUUACUCUUGCAAAUUAGAGCAUGAAAUCAACUCGAUCAUAACGAAUGAUCCAUAUUUUUAUUCAAUUUUUUGUUUUUGCAGAAACACCUCGGGAAUUUCAAGUGUCUCUUUUUGAUAUGUUGAAUAUUCAUUUGUAUGUGGAAUUUAAAGUGGUAAAGGGAAAUUAUUUUCUAUACGAGGGUACCAAAUAAGAAUAAAAACCAACAUAAUACUAUUUUUAUUAUGGAUCUUUGUUGUCCUCUUUGUAAAUGCGAUUCUUUAUAAAAUGUUGAUCAAUGUCAUCUCAUUAAUAAAAUUAUAAGACGAAAA